UAUUACGGCCACAUCCGAUUCGAGCGCAAAAGUGUUUCAAUAUUUCGAAUGAGUUAUUAAGGAAGGAUUUUAAUUAAAAUGUAUACAUAUUUUUAAAUAGAUCACGGUUGAAAACAGCAAAAUAACUCCCGAAUCUCCAGAACAGUUUCAAUACAUUUUUUAAUGCGUAUGCUGGAUAAUGUCGACAAAAUCGUGAAAAGUCUGCUAAGCAACGGAUGACGCAUUUAAUAUAAGCGUCAACUAAUUCAACUAAUCCAGCUACCUAAAAACGAACUAAGCUAAUUAAAUACCACUUUCAUCGAAAUACGUUGCCAUGCAUAUAUACGAUAACUCAUAAAACAGCUGUACCGUAAAAGAUAAGUUUAUAGCUGGUAUGUAACCUAUGCGGAAUAAUGUCCAUUUUGUGGGCGGCUCCGGAUCUUCAUCAUGGCCACCAAGGAAAAUGUCUUCGUUUUACUUCUCUCGUUCGCCCAGAAUCUAAAUAUGGUAUAGCGUCUUUAUUUCCGUUUUUCAGUUAAAUAUUUAACAUGAUUUAAUGUAGGCCUAUUUCUAAUAAGAUGUGCCCAUACGCGGGGCUGUUGACAUUUAAACAGUAAAUUAUACUAGGCGGGUAUUCGAUUUUGCGGUUGCGAUGAUCGUAAAACCCAGUAAAGCUGCUUCUCCGUCGAUUCUCAUCUUAAUCGCGAAUAGCUAUAUUCCGCUUCGGAAGUGACUAAACGUUUAAAGAAACGCGUGUGACAUUUCCGCGAAAGCGCAGGUAGAAACCCUACGUAUAUUUGGGGUUUCCCGUUUCCACCCAUUUCCGUGUCGUGUAGGAAUUAUUUAGUGGAGACCCCGUAUAGACUUUCUGAAAAUGUUUGUAAGGACUAAGCUACCGGAGCUCCGAAACGUGUACUUUUAACCUUCUUGGACCCGCAAUGACCGACGAACAGUGCCAGACAAUCAAUCGAGUUGUGGAAGAGCUGAACCAUGAGGAGCGCCGUAAACUGGCAUAUCUGUGCGGAGAUCUGGAGCCCGAAGGCUGCGUGGAGGACCUGCGGGGGAAGCUGAGCUCCCUGACUCUCGACGUCCGGGUGGGACCGCUAAUUCUGCUGGAGCUCAUGCUAAAGAUGGGACGCUUUGACAUCUUAAAGAGGAUACUGGGAAGAAACAGGCAGGAGGUGGAAGGGCUGCUGGAAAACGGCUGUGUAGUGUCGGAUUAUAGAUUGCUGAUGGCAGAUCUAAGUGAGAAUUUGGGUAAAGAAGAUUUGCGUUCCCUUAUAUUCCUGCUGAGUGAGAUCCUGCCAAAGGGAAGACAGGAGACUGCUACAUCUUUUCUGGACGUGGUGGUUGAGUUGGAGAAGUUGAACAAGGUCUCCAGUGAGAAGCUGGAACUCAUCGAACAGUGUCUGAGGAACAUUCGCAGAGCGGAUCUUGCCAAAAAGGUCCAGCGGUAUCAGAUGAAAGUAGUUUUUCCCCAGAUUAAAUUUUCUGAGCUGGGCUUACCUAAUGGUCCAACUGAGCGUGACAUUUUUACUUUCGCUUGUUCAGGGACACAACAUGUUAGAAUGUCAAGCCCAAGGGUAGAGCCCAGCCCGGGAAUUGCCCGUUGCCAGACGGUACAGAGCUCCGCCCCCAAGCUUCAUGCCCCAUGUCUGCAACCAAUCAGAGCCAACGCUCCAGAGAAUGUUAAAAUGUCAGUUCCUGAAACAGGAAGACAGUAUUGUCAGGACCCCUUGCAGACCUACCGGAUGCAGGCUAACCCCCGAGGUGUAUGCGUGAUCAUAGACUGCGUAGGCCAUGACGGAGACAUGCUGGAGCAGGCUUUCGAGCGACUGCACUUCAGUACGAUCCAGCACAAGUGGCCGAAUGUAGCUGAGAGCAGGUCCAUCCUGAGGAUGGUGUCCCAGAGGCACCGUGAGCUCCAGGAAUCUGAUGCCUUCGUCUGCUGCAUCCUGAGCCGUGGUCAGGGUAACAGCCUCCUGGCCACGGAGGAGACUGGCCCGGGUCUGAGCCUAGAUGCUGUCCAGCGGUCCUUCUCCACGGAGGCCUGUCCAGGCCUGGCAGGAAAACCGAAACUCUUUUUCAUCCAAAGUUACACCGUGGACGCAGGUGCACCGGCCUUUCAGCAACACCGCGAUGACGACCUGGAAACUGACGGGCCCUCUGUCUCCGCCUACAUGGAGUCCGUGCCUUCGGGCGCGGACGUCUUCUGGAGCCACUGCAGCACUGAACACCGGCAGCUGGAGGAGGGCACACACAGUUCUGUGUAUUUACGCACCCUGUGUGCUGCCUUGCUGAACGGGCAGAAGAGAAAGCGUCACCUUCUAGACAUUCACACAGAAGUCAACUCUGUCAUCUAUGAGUACAACCGGUGCAACGUGGGGAAGGCCUACAGUCUCAGUCUACGGCAUACACUACGAAAGGCUCUCUUCCUGCCCUGAAGCAGAUCCGAGCAACCAUUUGUAAAGUGAACACUAAUUCCUAAUCUAGUCACAUCCUAAGGUGUGUGAAAUAUAUUUAACAUGCAGAAAACUGCAUCAUACUUUUAUUAUCUUUAUUUUUAUCAUCUUUUAUUAUCUAUGUAGUUAGCAUGGUCACCUCACAUCUCUUGGGCCAGGGUUCGAGUUUUUGGCUUAGCUCUGUGUGUGCAGAGCUGUGAUGUUUCCUUUGAGUACUCUAGCUUCUCCCCUCAGUCCAAAAACACGCUAAGAUUAAUUACAGUUGCCAAACAAGUAAUUUUUUUAACUUUUAUUUAUUGAGUUGAACAUGGGACUUUACAAAAAUUUAGGUGAAUUAAAAAAAGUUGAAUUGGUA
This is a messenger RNA of Paramormyrops kingsleyae, 2796 nucleotides long. RefSeq names its product CASP8 and FADD-like apoptosis regulator a (gene cflara). NCBI's taxonomy places the organism in Eukaryota, Metazoa, Chordata, Actinopteri, Osteoglossiformes, Mormyridae. The record is from RefSeq and is a predicted model, not a curated record. Gene Ontology annotation, molecular function: protein binding; cysteine-type endopeptidase activity. Gene Ontology annotation, biological process: proteolysis; regulation of apoptotic process.